AUGGCUUCAUCUGCUGCCUCCAAGAUUNCUCCAGCUUGCAACAAAAUUGCUGAACGCAACCUGAAGGACCAGCAGCAACAGCUAGUGAAACAAAGCAAGAUGGCCUCAUCUUCUGCUGCCUCAAGCAAAAUCCGCCAGAACUACAACGAAAUCAGCGAAGCGGCGGUGAACAAGCAGAUCAACCUGGAGCUGUACGCCGCCUACUUCUACCAGCAGCUGGCGUUCCACUUCAACCGCGACGACGUCGCCCUGCCCGGCUUUGAGAAGUUCUUCGCCGCCGCCAGCAAAGAGGAGCGCGAGCACGCGGAGAAGCUGAUGAAGUACCAGAACCUGCGCGGUGGUCGCAUCGUCCUCCAGGACAUUCCCAAGCCGAUCAAGCAGAGCUGGUCCAGCGGCCUGGAGGCGAUGGAGGCCGCUCUGGAGCUGGAGAAGACGGUCAACCAGUCGCUGCUGGACUUGCACUCCAUUGCCUCGAAGCACGACGACCCGCAGUUUGCCGACUACCUCGAGACGCACUACCUGACGGAGCAGGUGGAGGCGAUCAAGAAGCUCGCCGACUGUGUCACCAAUCUGCGCCGCGUCGGCUCCGGCCUGGGCGAGUACCUCUUUGACAAGGAGACGCUGCUCAAGUCGUAG
This is a messenger RNA of Rhagoletis zephyria (snowberry fruit fly), 636 nucleotides long. The record is from RefSeq and is a predicted model, not a curated record. Lineage: Eukaryota; Metazoa; Arthropoda; Insecta; Diptera; Tephritidae.